AUGAAGCCUCUCCUGCCGUUUCUGAUAUAUGAUUACCAGAACGCAUUCGUUCAGGGACGUCAUAUGGAUGAUAAUAUAUUGAUCUCUCACAAGUUAACUCACAUUAUCAAUAAGCAGAGAUCGGGAAAUCGCUACCUGGCAGCGUUAAAACUCGAUAUGAAUAAAGCUUAUGACAGGGUUAAUUGGCAGUUCAUCGUCAAAGUUUUAAGUGCCUAUGGAUUUCCUCGUUAUUGGAUCAUGCUCAUCAAACAAUGUAUUGAAACUGUCUCGUAUAGAGUUAUGAUCAAUGGCACAGCAACUCCCACUUUCCUUCCCCACUGCGGUUUACGGCAAGGAGACCCGUUAUCUCCCUAUUUAUUUCUUUUCUGCAUGGACAUCCUAUCCAGAAUGACUACUCGGGCUACGGUUACUCGCCAACUACAAGGCAUCAAGAUUGGGAAGCAAGGUCCGACAGUUUCCCACCUUUUCUUUGCCGAUGAUGCUCUAUUCUUCUUCCGUGCUACACCAGCAAUAUGUGCGACUUUAAACACAAUAAUUACAAGAUUUUGCUCCGUUUCGGGUCAGAUGAUCAAUCACACUAAAUCUUUUGUGAAGUUCAGUCCUAACAUUCCUCCAGAUCAGCGACAAGUUUAUAAAAAUAGUCUCCAACUGGAUGAUAAACCGUCUCUUGGUACAUAUCUGGGCUCCUCCAUUGAUAUCCAAGGAUCGAAGGUACCGCACUUCACUUUCCUCCUCGACAUUGUUUCAAGGAAAAUUGAAAUCUGGAAUCACACUUGGUUAUCUCAGCCAAUGAAAUUGGUAAUUAUCAACUCUAUACUCGUGGCCACUAUUAUGCAUCAUCUAUCCAUCUUCCAAAUACCAACCACUAUUACUAACAAGUUGGAUGCUAUGCUCGCCCGGUUUUUUUGGAAAAAUAAUUCCCAAACUGGGUUACACUGGAAAAAGAAGGAGAUUUUGCACCACCCUCGUGGACAAGGGGGCCUCGGCAUCCGUAGUAUUGGAACCUUCAAUACAGCCUUAUUAAUGAAACAAGUGUGGAGAAUUCACAACAAACCCCACCUUUUGCUCUCCAAGGUGUUUAAGCCCUCGAACCCGCAAACUUCAUGGAUAAGAUCAACUAAGUCUAAAAUUUCGUUGGGUCGUCGAGGGCUCCUUUCGGCUAGCCAAUCACUCCGUAAGAAUUGUGUCUGGAAAGUGGGUAACGGUACCUCUAUCAGAGCAGGAUUACAACCAUGGGUUUUUGGUAAUAUUCCAACCUUCAGAGAUGGCAUUACCUUACGCGAAGCAGCGCAAACCCGUGUUGCAGACCUGAUAUUACCACAUAACCAAGGUUGGAAUAUUAGAAAACUUUAUACCCUCUUCAUUCCUUCGGAUGCUCAUCUUAUUCAAAGGAUAGAAUUACCUGCUCGGUUCGAUGUUCCAGAUAGGGUCUACUGGCCUUUGGCUCGCUCGGGGGAAUACACUACAAAAUCUGGUUACGGUCUCCUUCUACAACAACAACAACAACAACAAACUCACAGCAUGACACUCCCAGAAAACUCGAAAUUUUUUCAUCACCUCUGGGGGCUGAACAUCAUGCCGAAGUGGAAGAUUUUCAUAUGGAAGCUAUGGCACAAUUGUUUGGCCACCUCUUCCAAUCUUCAACGACGGGGUAUCAUCAAUACCACACACUGCUCAAUGUGUUUAGAUGAUAAUGAAGAUGACCAGCACAUUUUCAGGUUCUGCCCAAUGGCUAUGGAGGCCUGGGAGGGCUCCCCUCUUUCUAUUUCUUCGUCGGAAAAUCAUGCAAUGUCGCUGGCUUCGUGGAUUGUUUUCUGGCUCGAAAAAUAUCUCAAAGAGGAUGGAUACAGGGGGCUUCGGGUUCCAAUUUUCAUUGGAACUUUAUGGGCAAUAUGGAAGACUAGGAAUGAACAAAUUUUUCGUCAGGGUAGAACUAUGCUGGAUGCUUAUAAUAGCAAUAUCUCGGAAAGCAGGCAGCUUCAUAAGCGGUACAUAGUUGAUGAUGUCCUAAUAGGCGAUCCCCCUCCAGCACCGAAUCUCAUUCACCCCCCAGGUUUUAUUUUCACAGAUCUAAGGCAUGGUCAAAUGGGGGUACCGGAUCUUAUAAUCCGAAUAGAUGGGUCCUGGGAUCACUUUAAUGGUCAUGGAGGCUUCGCAUGGGUUGCCCAUUGCCAUAGACACCACAUACGCAGCCACGGAUCUUUUAUGCAAGCUUCAUCGACCCUUCACACAGAAAGCAUGGCGUGUCUUUCCGCACUAAGAUGGAUCACGACAACAAGCUUCUCCCGUAUAUUGCUCCUCACAUAUUCUGAACAGCUGGUCAGGAACUUGGUACCCAACACACCAGCAGACAUCUCCAUCAGCCACACUCUAUCAGGCAUUAUCGAGGCUUCGACUGGGCUUCAUAGCUGCCGCAUUAUAAAAGUCAGUAGGGGCCAGGUGCAGCAAGCCCACGAGAUAGCACACCACUGUCGUUUACAUAGGGUAAAUGUAGGGUAG
This is a messenger RNA of Beta vulgaris subsp. vulgaris (sugar beet), 2499 nucleotides long. RefSeq lists its product as uncharacterized. The transcript has a single exon. Lineage: Eukaryota; Viridiplantae; Streptophyta; Magnoliopsida; Caryophyllales; Amaranthaceae. The coding region runs from base 1 to 2499 and encodes 832 amino acids. Gene Ontology annotation, molecular function: RNA-DNA hybrid ribonuclease activity; nucleic acid binding. The record is from RefSeq and is a predicted model, not a curated record.